UUUUGAUGGCGAGACACUCUUGCAAGUUCGCUUUUCUAUUUUUAACAUUGUUUCUGGUCGUUCUUCUGGAAGACGGUUGCCUUGGCAAAGAGAAGAAACCAGAUCCGAAGAAUAAGAAGGAAAAGAGCAGUAAAAUAGGCAAGAAUGUGAUGGAUUACACGGAAGCAGAUCUGCACAAAUUACUCGACCAAUGGGAAGAAAAUGAUGAAGAUAUUGAGGAAGAAGAUCGGUAUGAUGACAAUGACCCCAGAAAGCCACCACCGCCAGGUGGAGGCUUUGAUCCUCAACAGUUCAAGAAUGACCCAAUGGCUCUUUUGAAAGCAUCUAAGAAGGGGAAAGUUAUCAUGAUGUUUGUGUCAGUGGCUGGGAAUCCAAGUAAAAAAGAAACAGAACAGAUAACUGCAAGGUGGCAGACAAGUCUUUUCAAUGCUCAAUUUCAGAUUGAAAGGUAUAUUGUUGCAGAUGACCGUGCUCUCUUCAUGCUCAAGGAUGGUAGCUUGGCUUGGGAUGUCAAAGAUUUUCUGAUUACUCAGCCAGAUUGUAAAUUAGUUGAAUUUGACAAUCAGCAGUUCCCAGGAGCUGGUGCAAAAAGUGAUCCAACAGCUAAAACUGAACUCUGAUGUGAUGCCAUUUCUCAUUAAUAAUGUUAAAGAAUUGUACAUUAUUUCCAGCUAGUAUUUUUAUUAAUAUGUUAACUCUGGAGUUAAAGAUUACUGUAAACUUGAAAUGAUGCUUCACGCUGUUUAACCUUCUACACACUAACAUUAGUAUCCAAAAUAUCCAUAGUCAUCUCUAUACAUUUCAUUGGAAGUUACUAAAACAAGGAAUGACCUAAAAUGAUCUAAAAUAUGGCCAUGAUUGAUUUCUAAAAUGACUUAAAAUGACCCAAAAUUACCUUGAGUGAUUUCUAAAAUGACCUAAAAUAACCUAAUAUCCAACCAGUCCAAUCCAGAUUUUGUCAGUGCUGCAAACUCAAGGUCAUUUUAGGUCAUUUUAGGUCAUUUUAGAAAUCACUCAAGGUCAUUUUAGGUUAUUUUGGGUCAUUUUAGAAAUCACUUAAGAUCAUUUUAGGUCUUUUUAGGUCAUUCCUUGUUUUAUAAACUACCACAUUUCAUUUGGUACUGACAACAAGUGUUUGUUUAACAAUCAGCUUCUUAUGUUGGCAAUCAUUUCAUAUAUUCUCAUGAUCUUUAUGAACAAUUUGGAAGUAAAACUAUAAGGAGAAAUUAGAUGCUGGUAACUCUUAGGUUUUAAGGGGUUAAACAUGGCAGGUAACCAGAGACAGAAGCAAGCAAAAGACAUUGAAAGGAGCCAGAAGGAUCUUGGCAACCUGCUAAAGUAUGCGAGAGAAAUCCACAUCAGACCUAUUACUGGAACAAAAUACAUUUUGUAGGAUGCAAGCAAAGCUCCUGAUUUAUGAAGAGACUUAGGUUGAUUAUGUAGAUUUAUAAAUUUCCUGAGACAUGCAAAAAUGUUUAAAGGAUGUGUCACAUAUUUUCUUAGCUUUAGGUUUUGAUUAGGUUUUUGUAAUCUAAAAAUCCUUACAAGGAACAAAUCACAGGGCUGUGCUCUAGCCAAGUGGGGUCACUCUGGCAAGUGGGAAACUGGUUCAUUUAUCUUUGCAUUUGUGAAAGCUUUGCAUCAGGUUUCUGUGACAAGAACUAUCAAAUACUAUGUGAUUCUUCUUAUAGCACAGCUUUCUUAACACGUGAAAAGUGAUGGUCUCUACAUUUGUAUCCAUUGUAGACUACAAGCAGUCCCUCCUUUUGGUGUAGUCUGUUGCACAAGUAAAAAAUAUCAGUGAAAAAAUUGUUAUUGCACCACAGGGAUUUGUAGGAGUGACGUUGAUACACUGUGGUGCACUGACAUCAAUUUUUUUUUUCAUUUAUUCUUUUUGACUCGCACGACAGACUGCCAAAAAGGAGGGACUGCUCAUGGCUGGUAUUCAUGGGAAUCUCCCACCAAAACUGAUUUUAUCUGGAGUACCUUUGUUUUAGUCAUACAAACAGUUGAACAUGGAUUGACAUUGGAAGUCCUAUGUGUUUCCUCAAAAGUUUGCUGGUUCAGAUGUAGAGAAGAUUUUUUCUCUGUAGAUUUACAUAAUUUUUGUUUUCAGCCCUUGCAAUGUAGUGCAAAAAGCACAGAACCAAAAGCUUUUUUCAUUCAGCUUGGACAUUGAUAAUACUUGAAGACUCUGAUCUCUCCUCACAAUAUUUGGUCAAUAUCAUUAUAGGUAAUCAAUUUUGAAGUAAAUCAAUUAUUCAUAUUGUACUCUUGGAAAACUUGGUUUUUUCACUUUUUUUCAAGCAUAAUGCAUAUUAAAUGACUACUAAUUUUGUGAA
Molecule: messenger RNA, 2342 nt
Organism: Pocillopora verrucosa
Lineage: Eukaryota; Metazoa; Cnidaria; Anthozoa; Scleractinia; Pocilloporidae
Product: LDLR chaperone boca
Biological process (GO): protein folding
Source: RefSeq, a predicted model, not a curated record